UGCAACAAAAGCACAGAAUAGCAUCCCAGCUCCUCUCCUCCGCUCCUUUCCCCUCACCGCAUCUCUCCUCCUCGGUGCCGAGAACUCAACAGAGCACAGCAGAGCUGUGCGGUACUGGCGUCGCUAGUGCAGCCUCUGCCUGCCAUCAACAAGUUAGGGAUGAAGGACGUUAAGCAGUGAAAGAGGAAUGCGUGAUCUUCAAUUAACCAAUUGAGCUGACAUCAUUGCAGAGAAAAAGCAAAGAGGCAGCUAAGGGACGGAGGAUCUGCUCAGCAGUGUCGCUUUGGAUGCAAAUCGUCAACUUCAAGAUCAAGGAUUCCUGAAAGGCGACGGAUGAUUGUCUUUUCUUAAUCUGGGAAUUGCAUAGCAGGAGGGAAAAGCGGACUGACUAAAAACUGCAUCCCAGGACAUGGAAUUCCUGAAUUUGGUUCAACUGGGGGGGCUAAGCACCGCUUUAUUUCUCAAGAGCCUGAUUCCUUUUGUAUUUACUCAAAAGGCUUUUUUCCCUCUGGAUUUCUCAUCCAUCUGGCUGCUCCAAAAGUCUACGGAAAAAGACAGUUGAAUGCAGCCUCCGAUGUACACAAAAGAAUGGGUUUCCAUUCAAGGUGGCCAUUGGUGGGACGAACACCAGCGGCACUUUGUGUGAUCAGCAUGCUACUGUGCCUCCUUCCCGUGUCAUGCACAACCUGCCCCCAGAAAUGCCGAUGUGAAGACCUGCAGUUUUACUGCGACACGCAGGGGCUCCUGGCGCCCCCAGACGGUGUGGAUAAAGGGGCCCUCGGACUCUCGCUUCGACACAACACUAUUAGCGAUCUCAGCCCAGACCAGUUCUUCGGUUUCACCCAGCUCACCUGGCUCCACCUUGACCACAACCAAAUAACCAACGUGCAUGAGGAUGCCUUCCAGGGGCUGUAUAAACUCAAGGACCUUAACCUGAGCUCUAACCGCAUCACCAAGCUGCCAAACACAACCUUCAUCCACCUCAUCAACCUGCAGAUUUUGGAUCUCUCUUUCAACCAGCUGACAGCUUUGGAGCCCGAGCUCUUUCACGGGCUCCGGAAGCUGCAGAUCCUUCACCUGCGUUCAAACUCCCUGCGCACAACACCGGUUCGGGCAUUCUGGGACUGCCGGAGCCUGGAAUACCUUGCCCUGAGCAACAACCGGCUCCGUAGCCUGGCCCGGAACGGCUUUGCCGGGUUAAUUAAACUGCGGGAGCUCCAUUUGGAACACAAUCACUUGACCAAGAUUAACUUGGCACACUUUCCACGCCUGGUCGCCCUCCAAUUCCUUUAUCUACAGUGGAACAAGAUCAACAAUUUAACAUGUACCAUGGAAUGGAAAUGGACGACUCUGGAGAAACUGGAUCUAACUGGGAAUGAAAUACGAGUACUCACACCAGAGGUUUUUGAGACUCUGCCCAAUCUCAAGAUCUUGUUGCUGGAUAACAACAAACUGACCAGCCUUGAUCCUCAAACCAUGGAUAUGUGGAAGUCCCUAACCUCUAUCGGGCUUUCCAGCAACCUGUGGGAAUGUACCAAAAGGAUCUGCAAUUUAGCCACUUGGCUAAGUACCUUUAAGGGCCGAUGGGAGCAUUCUAUCCUCUGCUAUAAUCCAGAGUACGCACAGGGUGAGGAAAUACUGGAUGCCGUUUACGGAUUCCAACUUUGCCAAAAUUUCUCGGCGCCGGUCGUACUGACCAGCACCACCAUGGAGGCCAUGCUCCCCGAGCUCACAAGCUCCCUGUUCGGAAAUAUGCAGACCACAACGCAGGAGAUCUAUCCAGAGGAUUUUAUGAUUGCUACUGCCACGACAUCCACCACCGAACCGCAGAGCACUGCCCUGGCUACUACCCUGACGGUGGAGGGGGCAGAUGUUACGGAGGACUUCUCUGCCAUGGACAACACAGUGCUGACCCAGAGGGUCAUUUUUGGCACUAUGGCUCUAUUGUUUUCCUUCUUUCUCAUAAUUUUUGUAGUGUACAUAUCAAGAAAAUGCUGCCCUCCAACUCUGAGGCGAAUCCGCCAUUGCUCGGCCAUUCAGAACCGCCGACAGAUGAGAACCCAGCAGAGACAGCCAAUGGCGGACCUGGCCACACAGGUGCCCUAUAACGAGUACGAACCCAGUCACGAGGAGGGUGCACUCGUGAUCAUCAAUGGCUACGGGCAGUGCAAAUGUCAGCAGCUGCCUUACAAAGAGUGUGAAGUAUAAACUUUAUUUAUUCCCACAGUUAAUGGGUUUACCAUUUGUCCGUAUCAAAACAAACAGGGUUUGCUUCUGGACUUUGUUUUCCCUUUUCGGUUUGUACGAACAAGCAUAUUGAUUUGGAAUUUUAAGCUUUGACAUCCAUGAAAGCUUGAUGACUGGGAUAAAUCUGAAAGAGGAAAUAUAGAGAAAUCCACAAGUUUAUUUUUGUAAAACAAAUGCCAGGUUCAUAUCUAGCUGGGGCAAUCAAUCUCAGCAGAGGAAAGCUGGAUGUGAGAUGUGUCACGGCAUCACCAUUUUGUGUACUAUGUAUUCUGCAGCAGAGAUGACAAAAUCUAUAGCCAAACAGCCUGGAACCGUGUGCUCCAGACAACGGUUUAUAAAAAUGACAUAUCUUCUGAUAAAUUGUGACAUUUUGUUCCAUGAGAAAGUGUUACAUACGCUGAGCAGUGCAAAUUUAAAAGGAUUAAUAAAUACAGAUUUUUACAGUGCACGUUCAAGGCGACACUAUAUAGAUCUCACCUGCUUUUUCGUUUGGGGAGAGGAAAUUAAUUCAAUUACAUAAAAAAAACUCUACCUUUUCUGAAUUGAGAACAAGUACUUCUACAAAAUUAUGCCACGUAAUGAAAUCUAGAUUUGAACAGGGAAAUCAGACCACUCACAUUACUUGGCUUCCUCAUGUGGCAGAAACGAUGGUUUCACUUUGAUUGAGACCUAAAUUUGAACUAAUGAGAACACUUAACGGCCUUCCCGUUUCUGCAUUUGAUUAAAUUCAAUAAACUCUGUCCACUUCCUUGAAAUCUUAAAGCCUAGCACUUUGUGUAAAAAGGUUAAUGUCCAAUAUGGCUCUGCACUGGUUGUGACUAAAUGUCUGAAAAAAGCUCUUCAGUAGGAAGUUAUUAAAUGAGAGGGUUGUUCAUUCAUCACUGCGCAUAUCUUCUUUUACAUACGAUGGCUUAACUGACUGACAUCCUCACUGUGAUAGAACGAUGCUGCUUAGACCAUCGCAACAUGAAUUAAAUGAUCAUGCUACAUUACCAAAACACCAGCAAGAACAGACCAUUCUAGGGUAGAGAAACAAAGAACAAAACAUAGCAUGUAAAAAGGGACACAGGCAAUUUUCUCCUAAAAAUAAAUGCAAAUGCGCCGCAUUGCACAGCUUGAACGCAGCAAAGAUUAUAAUCACACCUGACAGCUUCAACAUUGAGUCAAUUAAGCCUGGGGAUAGCGAAUCUAAUAUUCCGUCGCCCAAACCUCUGCCCCAGCAAGACUCAGUCUUCCCGAUCAUUACAGACCUAGGACUUGAAAAGAGAGAAAACCCGCUUCAUGGAAACAAGACAGUUCUAUUACUUCAUAGCCACGGUCCAGUUGGUCCACCACGUCAAAAAUGCCUUUUUGACUGUGUGAGAAAGAGAGAGGGUGAGAAGAGCAAGGACAAGAAAGGGACGUCUAAACGGAGAGAAAGGCUGAACCGUAACGCAUAUCUCAGGAGAGCAUGCAGAAGAAGGCUGGGUCAGGAGGCAUUUGUAUGCAGCGCUGAGAAGACAGACAUUAGCAUCAGACUAAAGAAGCCGCUGCUGCAGUAGCUCUCUG
Triplophysa dalaica is the source of this 3795-nucleotide messenger RNA. RefSeq names its product leucine rich repeat transmembrane neuronal 2 (gene lrrtm2). Bases 589 to 2208 code for a protein of 539 amino acids. The record is from RefSeq and is a predicted model, not a curated record. Gene Ontology annotation, molecular function: protein binding. The transcript has 2 exons. Lineage: Eukaryota; Metazoa; Chordata; Actinopteri; Cypriniformes; Nemacheilidae. Gene Ontology annotation, cellular component: plasma membrane.